Molecule: messenger RNA, 4737 nt
Organism: Nerophis ophidion (straightnose pipefish)
Lineage: Eukaryota; Metazoa; Chordata; Actinopteri; Syngnathiformes; Syngnathidae
Product: oocyte zinc finger protein XlCOF8.4-like
Exons: 3
Coding region: 326-1846 (506 amino acids)
Biological process (GO): regulation of transcription by RNA polymerase II
Cellular component (GO): nucleus
Molecular function (GO): DNA-binding transcription factor activity, RNA polymerase II-specific; RNA polymerase II cis-regulatory region sequence-specific DNA binding
Source: RefSeq, a predicted model, not a curated record
GCGCGAACCAAACACGGCGAGGAUAAAGCAAGAUGGCGUCUGACGGCGAAGACGUUAUUGCAGUCGUCACAGUUGAGUGUUCUUAAUCUGUGCCUCCAUAUACACAUAUAUGUCCUUGAUUAGACUCUAGUAAAUAGAGUAAACAUCGUUAAUAACUGUUUGCAUCUGCUUAUAUUAGUCUGAGCGCACUUUGAAGCAUCUCGGGCUAGCUUAGUCUGCUAGUUAGCUUAGCUUGUUAGCUGCUAACAAAGAGAGGCGGAAGUGAUCAAAACACAUCGCUAAGCAGAGAUCAAAUGUGAGUGAAAAGUGUUGUGAUUGUGUGAAAAUGUGCGAAAGAUCGACAGCAAAGUAUGAGGAGGAACUUUGUCCAACAAAAGAGAAGAAGGAGCGACAACAACAAAAACAUCAACUCGUGUUACACAGAACAGACAUCAAUCAGCUGAUUGAAAACCAAGAAGAAUGUCUCCCUCAUCUGCAGGGGGACAGUUUCACUUUAGAGAAUCCGCAGCCCUCACAUUUUAAAGGGGACAAGGAGUAUCCACAGCCCCCUUAUUUUAAAGAGGAAGAGGAGGGAGAGUGUCCUGUAGGGCAGGAGGAGGCUGAUCUCAGCAAGUUUCCACUGACUGUUGUCUCUGUGAAGACUGAAGAGCAUGAAGACAAACCACCUGAGUCCUCACAGCUGCAUCACAGUCCAAAUGUCUGUGAAGAACAUCUUCUCCCUGAGCAACAGAAGUGGAAUUUCAGGAUGGAGCCACAGCCCUCCCACAUUAAAAAAGAAGAGGAACACCCACUGAUCCCCCAUUUUAAAGAGGAAGAAGAUGACCCACAGACCACUGACAUCAAAGAGGAAGAGGAGGACCCACUGAGCCCCCAUUUAAAAAAAGAAGUGGAGGACCCACUGACACCCCAUUUUAAAAAGGAAGCAGUUUAUCAACUGAGUCCUCACAUUAAAGAGGAAGAGAAGGACCCACUGACCCCUCACAUUAAAGAGGAAAAGGAAAAACACCGUAUCAGUCAGGAGGGAGAACAUCUUGAUUGGUUGAAAGAGUUCCCAGUCAUUGGUGUCCCUGUGAAGAGGGAAGGUGAUGAGGUCAAAGGUGAAAGUGAGGAGAAGGGAGGGGGGGAGCCUCCAAGCAGCAGCUCAACACAACACAUGACAACAGAAGCUGAUGGAGACCACUGUGGAGGAUCACAAGCAGACAAGCUCUUAGCUCCACUAUCAGAUAGUGAGGACAAAAUGUCACACUCUCCUGACACUGAUGAUGAAGACUCUAAAGAUGAUAAGACAUGUCACACUGACAACACUCAUUUUACAUGUUCUCUCUGUGACGAAACUUUUAAAUACCAUAGUGAUCUGAAAACACACAUGAGAACACACACUGCAGAAAAAGCCUUUCCAUGCGCAAUCUGUGGUAAAGGUUUUACUCGAAGGCACUAUUUGAAAACACACAUGAGAAUACACUUUGGAGAAAAACCUUUUUCAUGUUCAAUGUGCGGUAAAUAUUUUACACAUAAGUCAAAUCUGAAAGUACACAUGAGAACACACACUGGAGAAAAACCUUUUUCCUGCUCAGAAUGUGGUAAAAGUUUUGUACUAAAUCAUAGUCUAAAAGUGCAUGUGAGAGCACACACUGGAGAAAAACCUUUUUCAUGUUCAAUCUGCGGUAAAGAUUUUACUCAAAAGCCCAAUUUCAAAGCACACAUGAAAUUACACACUGGAGAAAAAAAGUUUUCAUGUUCAAUCUGCGGUAAAGAUUUUACUCGAAGAGACCAUUUCAAAACACAUAUGAGGAUACACACUGGAGAAAAAAAUUUACCUGCUCAGAAUGUGGUAAAAGAUUUGUAAUAAAUCAAAGUUUAAAAGUACACACAAGAACACAAACUGGUGAAAAACCUUUUAUAUGUUCAGUAUGUGGUAAAAAUUAAAUCGAAAGACAGCAAUUAAAAUCACACAUGAGAACACACUGGUGAAAAAACAAUCUCCUGUUCGAGCUGCAACAAAAGCUUUUUUCAACUAGACACUCUUACAGUUCACAUGAGAAGACACACAGGAGAAAGUGUUGAGUUGCAGUGUGUGGUGAAAGAUUCUCUUCUAAGUACCAGUGUAAGAAACACAAGUGUGCUGGUGAGAACAGCAGCAGCAAAUGAAACUGCAAGAUUUGAAAUAAACUGUCAAAACUUGAACUUUGACUUUCUAACAACAUCAGCAGAUAUAACAUGUGUGACAUCAUUGUUGUGUGUGUAACACAAUCUUGUUAAUAUGAUUCUAACAUUUAUAGAUUAGACACUUCAGAUUAGUGCUUUUAUUUCAGUCAAGUACAUGAGUUAAUUUACACAUUCGUGUACUUUAAAAUAAACAGAACAAUUUGAAAAAUUGAGAAUAAACAGUACAUAAAAUAUGUUACAUACAAUAAACAUUUUGUGUAGAUAUUCAUAAUUCACUUUUGUACUUAUUCAUUAUAGGGUUUUUUUAUAUGUUUUUUAAAACAAUGAAGUGUUACAUAUUUUAUUUUCUAAUUUGAAAUGAUUCCAUAGAUGAAGUCCUUUAUAUGAUAUACAAACCACGUUUCCAUAUGAGUUGGGGAACUGUGUUAGAUGUAAAUAUAAACGGAAUACAGUGACUGGCAAAAUCUUUUCAACCCAUAUUCAGUUGAAUGCACUACAAUGACAAGAUAUUUGGUGUUCAAACUCAUAAACUUUAUUUUUUUUUUUGCAAAUAAUAAUUAACUUUGAAUUUCAUGGCUGCAACAACUGCCAAGGUAGUUGGGAAAGGGCAUGUGUCAGGUUCAAACACUGGUGACAUCUAUUAAUCAGACAAGAACCAAGGAACCAAGCAGACACGGAGUUAAAUAGAGCUCAUGAGGAGACAUGUGUUUUGGGCUGUACUCUAGUUACAGAUCCGAAACAACGUUCUAAAGCACAGCCCGCGUGCCUCCUGUAUUUAUUAAGGAAAUCCCUAUUACAUCAUUAUGACUAAGGGAAAAGGGGGAGUGGACUCGACAAGAUAUGAUAAUACAAAAUUGCAAAUAUGUUGAUACUUGGUGCUAUCGCCCAGUCUGUUCUUGUGCUGGUCCCAGAACACAAAGUUUGGCCUUGGCAGUCAGCAGGCGGUAUCUGAACAGAACACUCAUGGAAAAUAAAGGCAAGCAAUCUCUCAGAUUGCUAGCUCUGCACAAAUACAGAAGAAACCCUUCAACACAAAUUGACAAUACUUUAUAGUAACGGCCCUUAAGCAUAUAGUUAUGAUGAUAAUAUAUACAUAAUUAUUCUAACAGCAUGUUCACCACUGUGUUACAUCACCUUUUCUUUUAACAACACUCAAUAUGUUUGGGAACUGAGGAAACUAAAUUUGAAGCUUUGAAAGUGGAAUUCUUUCCCAUUCUUGUUAUAUGUAGAGCUUUAGUCGUUCAACAGUCCAGGGUCUCCGCUGUCGUAUUUUAUGCUUCACAAUGUGCCACACAUUUUCGAUGGGAGACUGGUCUGGACUGCAGGUAGGCCACUCUAGUACCCGCACUUUUUUACUACGAAGCGACACUAUUGUAACACGUAGCUUGGCAUUUUCUUGCUGAAAUGAGCAGGGGCGUCCAUGAUAACGUUGCUUGGACGGCAACGUAUGUUGCUCCAAAACCUGUAUGUACCUUUCAGCACUAAUGGUGCCUUCACAGAUGUGUAAGUCUUUGCGCCUAGAAAAAUCCAGAUGGUUAUUUUCCUCUUUGAUCCGGAGGGUACAAUGUCCACAGUUUCCCCCAAAAAACUGAAAUGUGGACUCGUCAGACCACAGAACACUUUUCCACUUUGCAUCAGUCCAUCUUAGAUGAGCUUAGGCCCCACGAAGCCGGCGGCGUUUCUGGGUGUUUUUGAUAAAUGGCUUUCGCUUUGCAUAGUAGAGCUUUAACUUGCACUUACAGAUGUAGCGACCAACUAUAUUUAGUGACAGUGGUUUUCUGAAGUGUUCCUGAGCCCAUGUGGUGAGAUCCUUUCGAGAUUGAUGUCGGUUUUUGAUACAAUGCCGUCUGAGGGAUCGACGGUCACGGUCACGUGGAGUGAUUUCUCCUGAUUCUCUGACCCUUUUGAUGAUAUUAUGGACUGUAGAUGUUGAAAUUCUUAAAUUUCUUGCAAUUGCACUUUGAGAAAGGUUGUUCUUAAACGGUUUGACUAUUUGUUCACGCAGUUGUGGACAAAGGGGUGGCCCUCGACCCAUCCUUGUUUGUGAAUUACUUAACAUUUCAUGGAAGCUGCUUUUAUACCCAAUCAUGGCACCCACUUGUUUCCAAUUAGCUUGCACACCUGUGGGAUGUUCCAAAUAAGUGUUUGAUGAGCAUUCCUCAACUUUAUCAGUAUUUAUUGCCACCUUUCCCAACUUCUUAGUCGCAUGUUGCUGGCAUCAAAUUCUAAAGUUAAUGAUUAUUUGCAAAAAAAUUUAAAUGUUUAUCAGUUUGAACAUCAAAUAUGUUGUCUUUGUAGCAUAUUCAACUGAAUAUGGGUUGAAAAUGAUUUGCAAAUCUAUUUCCCAACUCAUAUGGAAACGGGAUUUGUACAUCAUUUGAACAGUUGUGUUUUAUACAAGGUCAUUUACUUUUAAAAUGUGUGACUUUAUGAAUCAUUUGUUGGGUCUCUAGAAUCCAUUCUACCAAUUAUCUUGAUUACUCUCUUUUGUAAUAUGAAUAUUAUUUUGUGAUUGUUUUAUAUGUAUGUCCCCACAUCAUUAUGCAAUAAACAAUGUAUGCUUCAACUCAG